GAGCAGGGACAGCAUGGUGCUGGCUGUCCUGGAGGACUACGCAGAUCCUUUUGAUGCGGCACAGGUGGCUGGUAGCCAGGCAGGGCUGGAGAAGGUGACGGAGAACGAUGGAUACAUGGAGCCUUAUGAAGCCCAGAAGAUGAUGGCUGAGAUCCGCCAGAAGGGCUUACGGGAGGCUCCUGCCCGGCCGCUGCCCCUCUAUGACACUCCCUACGAGCCUGUCCUUGGAGGGCUGGACAUGGAGGGUGACCGCCCAGCUUGCCCCAGGCCCAGGGAGUCCCGGCUGCCUGAGGACGACGAGCGGCCGCCCGAGGAGUACGACCAGCCCUGGGAGUGGAAGAAGGAGCGGAUCUCCAAAGCCUUUGCAGUUGAAAUCAAGGUCAUUAAAGACCUGCCAUGGCCACCGCCGGUGGGACAGCUUGACAGCGGUGAAAGCCCCCCGGACGGUGAGGCCGGUGCCUCCGUCCCUCCGCACUACGGCCAGCCCAGCUACGAAGACGCCAACGGUCCAUCAGAGGGGUUGGGGUAUGGCCACACCUCACCCUGCAGGGAGGAGAAGGCCAGGGCUGCCCUCAGGCAUGGCUCCAGCAGCCUCAAGAGCACGAAGAUGCUGAUUGCUGAACCUGGCCCCUUCGUCGGGGAGAGGAUUGACCCUGCCCUGCCCCUGGAGAGCCAGUGCUGGUACCAUGGGGCCAUCAGCCGGACAGACGCGGAGACGCUGCUGAGGCUGUGCAAGGAGGCCAGCUACUUGGUGCGCAACAGCGAGACCAGCAAGAAUGACUUCUCCCUCUCCUUGAAGAGCAGCCAGGGCUUCAUGCACAUGAAACUGUCCCGGACCCAAGAGAACAAGUAUGUGCUGGGUCAGCACAGCCCGCCCUUCGACAGCGUGCCAGAGAUCAUUCAUCACUAUGCCAGCCGCAAGCUGCCCAUCAAGGGGGCUGAGCACAUGUCCUUGCUUUACCCGGUGGCUAUCCGUACCCUAUAGUACUCACCCUCCGUGAGCCAGGCUCGAGGCUGGGUGCACCCGAAACUGGCCCGUCCACAGGGCCGAGCAUUGCUGUGCUGAGGACGGGCUCCGGACCAGCAGCCCAUAAGCAGCUCAUUGGGCGUGGCUGGUGCUGCUGGGGAUUGCUGCAGCUGCACCCCUCGUCCCGCUCUCUCGGGGGGCUCCUGGGUGCUGGUUUGCCCACUGAGAUGGCACCGGGAGGACCCCCUGUGUGAGGAGCUGAGCGGGGCUUGCCAGCUGUCCCCUGCCCUCGCCUGCCUCUGGGCAGAGCUCGGGUUGCAAGGGCUGGAACUGGGGCCUGGGAGAGGCUGGGGAGGGGGGCGAUGUGUGGGGAAAAGGGGGAGAAAUCAUCCAGUAGCAGGCCUGAGGUGCCUCCCAACAGGGGCCUGGCUCUGCCCAUGGGAGACAAAAUGGCUGUGCCCAAGGUGAGGUGGCUGGCAGGGCACGAGCAGGGGCCUGCCAGGGGCUAGCGAGGCACAGGGGUCAGGCAGGCCGGUGCUGGCCCCCACCCACCCACACGGGUGCUUGGUACUUGCCACCAUCCUUUGCCAAAUGUAAAUAGUGACCGGUCUUGGCUGCGUGUGCAGCACCACUGCCCAAUAAAGCAGUGCAUGGUCUCCUGCUGCUCCAUGGGGACCGCAUGCCCGCAUCCCGCCACCUUGAUUGGGGCAUUGGUGUGACAAAAUGGCGGGGAGGGGGAUUUUAUUACACAAAAGCUCUAAGCGAAUUGAUUUUUAUUUUGCUCUUGCAUACACUGAGAGCCCUGUGCCUGAAUGGUCCAGCCAGCUCACUCGACUGAGACACAGGGGACAAGGGGCACUGGUGGUCACAUCCUUGCUAAUGUCUUUGGAACCCUUCGUGGGCAGUGAUGAGCUGAUUUGGUCAAGCCUGUUAUUCCCUAUAGAAGGGGGUGUUCUUUGGGAUCUUUUGCCUCCUGUUUUCCUUCAUCCUCUGUAAGUCUUAGGCAAAGUCCCUGAAUUUCACAGACCUCCUGUUUUCCUCCUCUGGGUAUUUACUGGCUCCAGUCUUGUCCAUCUUUUGGACUCCUUGUCUUUGGGCAGCUUGCUCCUUCUCUUCUUUUGGCUGAAGCUACAGCUGAUGCUCUGUAGCAUUUAAUGCAUACCUUGCCUUUUAACCGUGUUCCUGGUCUUGCUGCUGUAUCCACGCCUGUACGUUUCCUCCAUCCAUGCUUCAAAGCCUAGUCUUGCAGUUACUCUCCUGCAGUGUGUUCCCUUUCCCCUCCGCUCCCUGUGUGCCCUCACUGUGCUCAGCAGAGGGGAUGGUGGCAGCAAAUGCGCGGCUGGACCAGCAAAACCUUUUGCAUCAGCAGAGUAAAGCACUUAGGGCAUUGGUGGGAUGUGUUAGCAGUGUCUUGAUGAAGGCUUUGUGAAAAAGCAUCAUCCUCCGCAUCACCUGCUCCCAGGAAGGAGCAGGUCCUGCUGGUUUGUGGGGGGAGGCAGGUGAUUGAUGAGACCGUGGGGACCUUGCAUGGGUGAACGCUGCAGCCACAGCAGAAACCCAGCUCUACCAUCCAGGGCUCUGGUGUUCUCCAGACGAUCUGUAGCUGUCCUGGCUGCUCAUCGUGGCUUUGAGCUGCUGUGGGGACCAUUGGGCACAGCUGGUGUGGUCCCUGAGUGCAUGCUGCAGUUGGGAGCCUGCAGAAACUGGUGGUUUGUUCCAGGAUGCCUCAACCUCUGCCGCUCCUUAAAAGGCAGCAGUUUAUGCUGGUCGGGUGCCCGGUGCCUUCUUACAGGCCUGCUUGGCUGCUGGCAGCUCCCUGGCUGCCUCUCACUCUCCAUCCCAGGGAGGCAUCUUGUCCGUGGAUGGAGAUGGCUCCAGCUGAAGGUUUUUUCUCCCCGCAGUGCCAUACCGGAGCCUGCAGAGAGGGCUGGAGAGGCAGAAAUCUGCAGAGAUGCUCUUGGAUGCCCUUGCUGCAUUUAAAAGGUUUCAAGGCCCCUUAGCAGCCCUGUUGUGCUCUGAUGGCACCAGCACAGAGCUCAUCCCUGGGGUUACUCUGCUGUCUCCGUGGCCAUGGCUGGGAAAGCAGAGGCUUCUUGGGUCGUGCAGCUGAGGAAUGAAGGCAGAGAGAGGCUCCCCACGUAUUGUGUUUUUCUUGAGAAACUUUGGUAGGGAGCAAACUGCCUGGCAGCCAGUGUACUGUAUCAGUAAGCUCACAGCCUUAUGGUGAAAAUCCUGCCCAAGCAGCCUGGCUGAAUCUUGGGGACAUCCUGGCCGAGCACUAAGAUAUGUGAGACCUGUGUGCAUUGCACCAGCUCCCCAGAAACAGUCAUGGACCAGCAGAACUGCUCUGGAGCUGGCUUUGUGCUUCAGCUAAGCAGCUCUCAAUCCUCCCUGUGGCAAUUACAUCCCUUCUCAGACCUCUGUUCUUCAGGCUGAAGAUGCCCAGCUCCUCAAGCAUCUCCUUGUACAACAUGUUCUCCCGCCCUGGCCAUCCUAGUGACCUUCUGCAGGACUCUCUCCUUGUACUUGGGGUUCAGAAUUGGACACAGUAUCCUGAUGUGGCCUCACCAGUGCCAAAUAAAGGGAAAUAACCACUUCCUUUCACCUGGCUAUGCUCAUAUGGUAACUUGAGUUGGAAGGGACCUCAGGAGGUCUGUAGUGCAUCCUCCUGCUCCAAGCAGUGUUAGUGUUGACCAGAGUCAGGAAUGGCUUAUUUUGGAGCGAAGCAGAACUGCCCUAAGCCUAGCUACAUUUUUUUCUCCCCCUCUUCAUAGCACUACCAGGAGGGACUGGACACCAGGGAUAAAGCAUAGUAUUACCAGGAGAGGCUGGUCAUUAGGGAUAGAAGACUGAAAAUUCACUGCAAACUGAGGGCAUGCAACCUCCAGCUCCAUGUGGGCCCUCGUGAUAGAGAAGGUCCAACAAGAAAGAUGCAGUGACAGGGUACAGAAUGCAGAACCAUAGCAAAGAGCCAGCCCACAGUUUGGCAUUGGGUCAGGGGAUGGACCUAAUCUCAAAUGGGGCAGAUCCAAGCAAGUUCUGGGUCCUGUUUGGACCCAGGGGGUCUUUAUUUUGGGAUUCCCACAAAAAGCAUAUGACUCAGUCUGGUUGGUGCAUUUCAUCCUCUGUGAUGGGAGCUGAUCAGGAGCUCCCCAGAAAAUUUGAAUUGAAACUCUCUUGCAAGGGUAUUUUAGUGCUACCUUUGCAUUCCCAUGACUGAAGUGAGUGUUGUUUGGGAUUGAGGUGGGUGGGUGCAGCCAUGUGACAAGGCUAGAGAGGUGAUGGGGGAUCACCAUUCAUGAGGAUGCUAAUCCCCAGGAUGGACAAGGGCCUGAGCAACCUGAUGUGGCUUUGAGGUUAACCCUGAUGGGAGCAUGAAGGUUGACGAGAGACCUUUGUAGAAAUUCCCAAUCCACUUGUCCCGGCAAUCCCCCGUGUCCUCCCAGCUGCCUCUGUUGUCUGUCCCUCCUCCCUGCAAGUGAAACAGCUCUGUCAUUCAUUGCCUGAUCUCUAGUCCCUUGCUAAGCCCUCCAUAAUCACUGAGCUGUUUUAGCAUUCUGCGGGCCCUGAUAAUGAAGGAAGUUUGUUUCAUAAUUGGAUUAGCACUGCUGGGAACAUGCUCUUGCAUGGUGGUCAGGGCUGAGCCGGUGCGGCCCCCGAGUCCCCUGCUGCUCUGCCUGAUUGUGGGCCAGCUUGGGGCUGUGCUUAUUCCCGCACAGGACUUCACUGGCCAAAAGAUGUAGUCUUGCAGGAGGAAGGCAACCAAGAGGGGUGAAAGGCUGAUGCAGGGCAGAAUUUGAGCUUUCCCUCCUUGGAAGCUGGGGUGUGUUUGCAGAAACUGUCACAGUCCCUAAGUCUCUCACCUGCUGGAAAUUAAGCACUUUGGUUAGCAUCAAGCUCCACAUCAGCCUUAUCACCUGCCCCAGCACAAGCCAUUAAGGCUCCUGAACACCUCAGAGGCUGGAGAGCAUCACCAGUGACUGAUCCUUGUGGGACUGGGUAAAACCCUCAGAUGUGUUGUGGGGUGUGGUCCCAUCAUCCGUGGGAUUCCUGCCCUUCUGGCCUGGAGGAGUUCCCUUAAACCCAAGCGUAGUGAUUAGUUUAAAACCCCAGCCCUAGCAGUGAUGCAUAAGUUGCUUGGAUAUCACAGAAAACACAGUGCCCUGUGUUCUGUCUCAAACCACAGCAAUCUGCAGAAGGAUCAAAUAACCCAAUAGCUCAGCUGCCAAAGUUUAUAGCAAAGGAGAAAAAUUUGUUCCCAAUCCCUGCAGGCUACCAGCAAAACGUGCAGUGUAGCACAUACAUAGCACACACAUAAAUGUGGCACACGUAUGGCCCAGCUGAUUGCCUCCUUUCAGAUCUCAGAAAGACUAAUGUAUCUGACACAAGGGGCAAGUUCAGCUCCUAACUCAGAGACCACCCUUUGGUAUGCUUCCCCAGCAUCCUCAAGCCAGUUACUUGCUCCUGGUACUCUGUUGGAAGAUUGUCCCAAAACAUCUAUGCUUGGAUGCUUCCACCUAAUUUUCAGUCUACUUGUGAGCAGUUCUCUCCUUCUCCUUGCAAAAUUUUGGAGGCAUGUCUCCAAAACAGCAUGCUUGGGCAGAUCUUCCAGGGGAGAUCUUCCCGGUGCCUUGCUAGUGAUGUGGCUGUGUCGCUUCUGAAAGCACAUCCCAGGCAUGACAGCUGCACACUCCCAGCCCUGCACUGCUUGCUAUUAACAGUGGCAGGGUAAUUCCAAGACUGAGGUGGAGGAACAGUGCUAGAAGCAGCUCCUUGCUCAGAGACAUCCCUUUUGAUACAACCCACCAUUUGCUUGAUUAGCUGGUUCCUCCUCUGCUAUGUCCAUACCCAUGACUUCCAGCAUUGGAAACUGGGUCAUACUGGGUGCCAAUCAAACUUUUUCCUUAUAUCUAGGCAGGCUAAAUGCACUGCAUCGCCUUGUCUAAGGUAAUUAUCAAAGAAAAAUCAUUACGUUACAUUCAGACAAUGUAUCCGUGAUAAAUUCGGUUUCCAUUUGCCUUCA
Molecule: messenger RNA, 5990 nt
Organism: Athene cunicularia (burrowing owl)
Lineage: Eukaryota; Metazoa; Chordata; Aves; Strigiformes; Strigidae
Gene: SHF
Product: Src homology 2 domain containing F
Exons: 7
Coding region: 14-985 (323 amino acids)
Molecular function (GO): phosphotyrosine residue binding
Source: RefSeq, a predicted model, not a curated record